Messenger RNA from Hevea brasiliensis (rubber tree), 4213 nucleotides. Its product is annotated as COP1-interacting protein 7. The transcript has 9 exons. Lineage: Eukaryota; Viridiplantae; Streptophyta; Magnoliopsida; Malpighiales; Euphorbiaceae. Gene Ontology annotation, biological process: response to light stimulus; positive regulation of DNA-templated transcription. The coding region runs from base 292 to 3831 and encodes 1179 amino acids. The record is from RefSeq and is a predicted model, not a curated record.
UGUUCAUUUCGGACCCCACAGUAGUGUCCAACAAUUACAAAAUAUCGUAAACUCCAUCUUUUGUUCUCCUCCUCCUUCUACCUUCCUCCACCACCACAAUCCAAAACUAUCUGUCACUCUUUCUUUCUUUCUCAAAGAAUCCAAGGAAAAAGGUUGUGUAAAUGUAAUAACAACAACGGCAACUGCUCAACAACUGUAAAAAUAAGAAAACAUGUUUCUUUGAAAAUUCUCUCUGAAACGAGAACCUCUCUCUCUCUCUCUCCCUGUGUGUGUUUUGUUUUCACUCUAACCAUGGACUCAAGAACUAUUCUUGAGCAUGUUCUGUUCCAGCUCACUCCAACCAGAACCAGAUGUGAUCUGGUGAUUUUUGCUGGUGGUGCGAGUGAGAAAUUGGCAUCUGGGCUUCUAGAGCCGUUCCUUUUUCAUUUAAAAACAGCUAAAGAUCAGAUUUUCAAAGGUGGCUACUCCAUCUCGCUUCGUCCUCUCCCUGCAAAUACCCACUGGUUUACUAAGGCCACUCUCCAGAGAUUCGUGAGAUUUGUUGGCACACCAGAAAUUCUUGAGAGAUUUGUGACAAUAGAGACAGAACUAGAGCAGAUUGAGACUUCAGUUCAAUCAAAUGAGAAUGCAGAUGUUGAAGGUUCUGGUGGAAAUUACCAAAAGUCCACUGUCUCAUCUAAGUCUAAAAGAGAUCAUGAUGGAGCUGAUGAUGCUGCACAGGAAGACAAUUCCAAGGUUCGACUUCAACGUGCUUUGGAAACUAGGAAAGCUGUGCUUCACAAAGAGCAGGCAAUGGCAUAUGCUCGGGCUUUGGUUACUGGAUUUGAACUGGACUGUAUAAAUGAUCUUAUCUCCUUUGCUGAUGCUUUCGGAGCUUCACGUUUAAGGGAAGCAUGUUUAAAUUUUGUGGAAUUAUGCAAGAAAAAGAAUCAAGAUCGGCUUUGGAUGGAUGAAAUUGCAGCGAUGCAGGCAUCUAGACUGGAGUUACCUUAUCUUGGAACUUCUGGAAUAGUGCUUGCCAGUGAGGAAAAUUAUCCUAGCCAAAUCGGUGGUCUCUCUGGUGGGAAACUGAAUGGCUCAAUAGAUGCAUCGGUGUCUGACUCAAGUCUUGGAAGUUCAGACCUAAACCAAGAAAGUAGUUUGCCAACAUCAGCUGCAGUGCAAUCAACAGAUGGCAAAGCUCAAAUGCCGAUGGCAUGGCCGAACCAUCUUCCUCAAUACAUGCACAAUUUUCAAGGACCUGUAUUUCAACAAAUGCCCCCAUAUCAAGGCUACCUUUUUCCUGGUAUGCAAGUUGCCCCCCCAUAUUUUCCAGGGAAUAUGCAGUGGCCUCCAAAAGUGGAUGAUUCUGGCCUCCGGCAUGACUGGGAACCAGAUGGUCAUAAAAAGCAUAAAUCAUCAUCUAGGAAAAAAAAGUCUGCACAUGACAAAGGAAUGGAAACUUCAAACCAAGAUGAUUCCACUGAACCUAGUUAUUCUAGCUCGGAGACAGAAUCGGACAAUGAUUUGCAGAAUGGCGAAAAGCAGUCUUCAAUUGAGCAGGUACAAAGAAAGAAGCAUGGGAAGAAGUCCUCAAGAAAGGUUGUCAUCCGCAACAUUAAUUACAUUACCUCUAAGAGGGAUGGGGAAAAGGGAAGCAUGUCUGAUGAGACAUCUGAUGGGGAUGAUUUCAUUGAUGGAGAAGCUCUCAAGCAGCAGGUGGAGGAAGCUGUUGGUUCAUUGGAAAGACGACAUAAAUCAACCUCACGUCAUCAUAAGAAAUCAAAUCGCAGCACUAUAGAUAAUUCAAAUGACGAAGAUAAGAAGAAAGUAGCUGCCAAUAAUACGGAGGGACAAAAAGGAAAUGAACAGUGGGGUGCUUUCCAGGACCUUCUUUUGAAGGAUAAGGAUUUAGACUCCUUUGAAACUGAUCCACAUCCUUUACAGGUUCAACAGCACUCUACAGCCAAGAGCUCUGAGGAGAGAAUGUUGUUGGCAUUUAACCUGGAAUCUGAGAAAAUAUCUAAGCAAAGAGCAAUUUCAAUUGAUUCCUUUGUCGCAGACAAGAGGGAAACAGGUAAUGAAGAUCAAUUUCGCAUUGGAAACUUCGAAUCUGGUGAAAAUCUCAAGUCAAUGACAAAGAAAAGGGAUGGCACGAAUGAGGAGAUGUUAUUUUCUCAAAGAACUGAUGAGCCAGGGAACCAUCGGCGAACUACUGUUUCUGAUCAUUCCACUGAAUCUCUGAUGAUCAAAAGUCAAAAAGAAGGAGAUUGGUUCAUCAGCAACCAACCGGAUAAGCCAGCAAACAAGGAUGAAAAUAUGAAUCUUAGAACAUUUGAUGGUGAUUAUGCUUCAUCAUUGGCUGAUGAUCAUUUUCGCUUUGAGAAAAGUAAGAAAGAUGUUCUAGUUGAUGACUCAUUCAUGAUCCAAGCUCGACCAUUUUUAGACGAUCAAUCUCAAUCUAUGUUAAGAACAGAUAUAAGCAUGGCUGCAGAUAUAGUUGAAGCUACUAAAUACGAUAACGCCACCUCUGAAAUCACUCAUGAUAAGGCUGGCACAUAUGGCACUCACGAACCAGAAGACCUUUACAUGGUGCUUGGGAGAGAUUCAGCUGCAGAGAAUGCUAUGUCAUCUUGGACUCCAGAAAUGGACUAUGAGAAUGACCUUCUAUCUACUGAAGCCAAUGUAAAACAAUCUGGUAUUGAAACAAAUGCUGCCGAAGAUAAGCUUCCUUCUAAUGGUAAGGGCACUAAUGGCAAACCUGGUGGAAAUGCUGGAGGAAAGAUUCCUGGUAAGGAAGCAAGGUCAAAAGUUUCAAAUGCAUCUCUUGGAAAGAGCAAAUCUUCCUUAAUGUCAAGGACCAAGAAACCAACUUCUGUAGGCAUAACCACAGUUCAGAGAGGCAAAUCUGACAAGGAAGAAGAGAAAAGAAAGAGAAUGGAAGAGUUAUUGAUUCAACGCCAGAAGAGAAUUGCUGAAAGGAGUGCUAGUGGCAAUAGUCCAGCAACUUCCAAGAGAAUGCUAGUGAAAAGAACAUCUUCCUUAAAGAAUGAGGAGUCCAAAACCCAGCCUCCAAGCCAAGAGACUAAGAAAACAUUGUUUAGGAGUUCCACCAUUGAUCGUCUUGCCUCUGCUCGAACAAUACCAAAGGUGGAAUCAGCUCAAUCAAAACCUGCCGAGCCCAAAAAGGCAUCCUCGAAGGCUAAUGGUUUGCCACAGAAGACUGCUGGGGCUGACAAGAAAUUGAGCCCAAAGACUGUGAAACCUAAUGUUCCUCAAAAGAAAGAAAGCAAGGUAGCUGCAGCAGAGGAGCUGAAAAAGGUACCAGCUACCGAAAGCAUCGACCAAUUUAAAGACAUUAAGGAGUUGCACAGCGUUGAUUCACUAGAGAAAGAUGAAGGAAAUAUGAUUUCACGAACUGUUACUUCAAAUGAUAAGGGCUACAGUGGCAGUGUGCCCCACAUGGACUCAUCUGCACAACUGGAUCACUUAAAAGGUGAUGAUGAGGGAUUAUCUAUGGCAGCUCCAAUUCUUGCUGAAAACAUUAAAACUUCAGGUGAUCAUGAUCAUUAUACUUCUGAAAUGACAAAACAUCCUGUGCCAGAAUCACCAAAUGAAGAUUUAAACCUUUCUGCUGAAAAUAUCAGAGAUAAUGGUAUGAAAACUGAAAAUGUGCCUUCACCAGAAAAAUCUGAAAUUCAAAUAUCAACCCCACCACCUGCUGAAAUAAACCCAGAAACAGUCCACUCUAGGAAGAAGUGGAACAGUGAUGAAACCUCUCCGAAAGCUGCUAAAGGCUUUAGAAAGCUUCUUCUGUUCGGAAGGAAAAGCCGGACCUCUACUACCAAUUGAUCUUAUGCUUGCCGAAUGAUUGAGUAAACAAAAAAAGGGGGGGAAAAAAAAGGAAUUGAAAGAUGGUAGAUAGCUCCCAUACAUAAUAAGGCCUUUGGUGUUGGUGCCAAUAUGAGAAGCGGCAUGUUUUGUAAUUUAUCAGGGUUUGGUACUGCAUAGUGUGAGUGUAAAGAAAUUAAGUUUUUAUUGGUAUGUUUUUUUGUAUCUGUUUUGAUGUACACUGAAACCCUUUUUAAAACUUUGCAAUCUAUACUCAAAAUUGUGGUUGUAUGUAUCUCACAACCCUGUAAUGAGUUAUUGUUAGCUUGUUACAGUGCAUCCAAUUAUUUUCUUUGUUAUCUAUUCAGGAAUGAAAGGAUUGUUCUUGUUGUUGGAGCCUAAA